GUUAGUUUUAUUGUGGAUUUUCGUCGAAGUGAAGUAUGCACGAAAGCAAAUACGAGAUAAUCGUGGUCCAUUGAAAACAGGAGAGUCGGUCGAGUUCAGUGUGGACGAUUGUUUUCACACAUGUAGACGACGCCGAGCGUCGCGACGCUUCUAACCAAGCAACCUGUCAGUUCGUUUCAGAACGUGUUCGCGAAACAUUUGCGACCGAGAUGAACGUUCCGUCAGUUAAUUAGUCGAGUUUAUACCGUGCUUUGUGGAAAACUAUUGGUAAAAAUUUUAUUUGUAAAGCUGGAAAUAGUUUUAAUUUGAAUGAAUUGAUUCAAAUAACAAUUGGUUGAACUAUUUUUGUAUAAACAGAUUUAGCAGUGAUGAUGCCCUGAAUCUCUCGAAACACAGUAAUAAGUUGAAUUAUGUUGCAAGAAUGUUCGAAUAUAACAUACAUAAACGAUACGAACGUCAGUUGCAAUUUAACACCACAGUUAUUUAUUUUAUAUCAACGAGGACCUCAACAAUUGCCAUUGGAAAUUUCUGUACCAUUAACAAUUCUUAAUGUUAUUAUUUUCAUCACUGGUCUUAUUGGAAAUUUUGUUGUAUGUUUAGUGAUUGUUAGACAUCGUACCAUGCAUUCAGCCACUAAUUAUUAUCUUUUUAAUUUGGCUGUGUCGGAUUUAACACUUCUUGCUUUUGGUUUGCCGAAUGAUGUGUCGAUGUAUUGGCAUCAAUAUCCAUGGAAAUUGGGAGUUACAUUCUGCAAAGUUCGUGCUUUAUUAUCUGAAAUGGCUUCCUACGGUUCUGUGUUAACAAUAGUCGCCUUUUCAACGGAAAGAUACAUUUCAAUUUGCCAUCCUUUGUACAUACAUAAAAUGUCUGGACUUAGAAGAGCAGUUCGGAUAAUAUCAUUUUUAUGGUUUAUCGCAUUUCUAGCUGCGCUACCUUUUGCAGUUUACACGACCGUACAUUAUUUAGUUUAUCCUCCAGGUAGUGACACAAUUCUCGAGGAGUCGGCGUUUUGCGCAAUGCUGGAUCAACCAAAAUUCGUUCCUUUAGCUGAAAUAAGUGCAACUAUAUUCUUUAUAUUACCUAUGUCAGUGUUAGCUUUUCAAUAUACGAAAAUGGGACUGCAAAUUUAUAACAGCUCCAAGCAAUUUCAAGGAACUAUACGAUUAUCUUUGCAUAGAGAUAGUAGGAGGGUUCAAGCCCAUAAAACAGUUGUUAGGAUGUUAGCUGCCGUUGUUGUGGCAUUUUUCGUCUGCUGGGCACCAUUUCACUGCCAGCGUUUAUUAUAUCUUCACGCAAUAAACUGGGAAUAUUAUUACGUAGCAAACGAGUGGAUGUUUUACAUAACAGGGAUUCUUUAUUAUUUAUCAUCAACGUUAAAUCCCAUUCUUUACAACGUUAUGUCUGCAAGAUACAGGAAAGCUUUCCGGUCCGUGCUUUGCGGAAACCCAAUUAGCGACGAUUUCAAUAAUCGAUCAACCAGAUGUUCGCAAUUUGACGCAGCAAGAGCUGGAGGAUCUCGACGUGAAUCCAAACUUAGAAGCAUUCUAUUAGACACAGAAGAUGGAUGUAGCCUUACAUCGAAAGAUGGCGCAACAAGUUUUAAAGGAAAUUAUGUUUGUUCCGUUACGUUGAAGCAAAAACUUUUAAGUGAAUGUGGAAAUGAAACAAAAAUGUAAUGUUUUAAGUUAUUAGUUAUAUUUAUAAGUGAUUUUGUACGAUUUAUUUCUCAAAAAUUGUUAUUAAAAGGUUUGUGUGAACAAAAAUAAAUGUAAAUAUUAAUAA
This is a messenger RNA of Onthophagus taurus, 1782 nucleotides long. RefSeq names its product neuropeptides capa receptor (gene CAPAr). NCBI's taxonomy places the organism in Eukaryota, Metazoa, Arthropoda, Insecta, Coleoptera, Scarabaeidae. Gene Ontology annotation, cellular component: plasma membrane. Gene Ontology annotation, biological process: neuropeptide signaling pathway. Gene Ontology annotation, molecular function: neuromedin U receptor activity. The record is from RefSeq and is a predicted model, not a curated record.